AUGGCCCCGGCUCGGGCCGCUGCUCUUCCAGCAGCAGGUCCCCCUGCUGGCCCCGCCCUCCUCUGCCUUUUGAGGUGUUUUGUGCCCUUGACGUCAGCUCGUACUGGCUCCGCCUCCGGACGAAUCGCGACAUUUUCUGUGCUUCCUGAGAAGAGUUUCGCGCAAUUGGGGCUACGGGACAAAAAGGUGAUGGUCACUUUUUCCCUAGUAGACAUGCUGCUGGGCUUUAUCUACCCAGCAUUCCUAUCCCCUCCAGACCCACAAGUGUGGACCUUUAUCUGGACUCUGCUUCCUCUCUGGGGAUACCAGGUCUUGGAGCAAGAGAACUUGGCAGGCUCUCCCCAUGGCGGUCCUAUUCCUCCUCCUGUUCCUAUGUGGAACUCCCCAGGCUGCUGCAGGUCUCUGGCCUCAUACAACUCUCUUCCCACAGGCAACAUCCAGGCCAUCUAUGUGGCCUCGGGGGAGGCAAUGGAGCUGCCAUGUCCCUCACCACUCACUGUACAUGGGGAUGGACACCUGUCUUGGUUCCACAGCCCUGGAGCAGGCUCCUUCACCACCCUGGUAGCCCAAGUCCAACUGGGCAGGCCAGCCCCAGACCCUGGAAAACCAGGAAGGGAAUCCAGGCUCAAACUGCUGGGGAACUAUUCUUUGUGGCUGGAGAGCUCCAAGGAGGAAGAUGCUGGGCGGUACUGGUGUGCUGUGCUGGGUCAGCACCACAACUAUCAGAACUGGAGGGUGUAUGAUGUCUUGGUGCUCAAAGGAUCCCAGUUAUCUGCAAAGGCUGCAGAUGGAUCCCCCUGCAAUGUCCUUGUGUGCUCUGUAGUCCCCACCAGACGCAUGGACUCUGUGACCUGGAUGGAAGGGAAGGGUCCCGUGAGGGGCCGUGUUCAGUCCUUCUGGGGCAAUGAGGGUGCCCUGCUCUUGGUGUGUCCUGGGGAGGGGCUUCCUGAGUCCAGGAGCCGAAGAUCAAGAAUCAUCCGCUGCCUCGUGACUCACAACAAAGGGGUCAGCUUUAGCCUGGGAGGUCUGGCCUUUACUACAGCCUCCAUGGAUGCCUCUCCUGCCAUCUGUACCCCUUCCACGGGCUGGGACAUGCCUUGGAUUCUGAUGCUACUGCUCACAAUGGGCCAGGGAGUCAUCAUCCUGGCCCUCAGCAUCGUGCUCUGGAGGCAGAGGGUCCAUGGGGCUCAAGGCAGAGGUGAGUCCCUCCCUCCCUGA
Molecule: messenger RNA, 1218 nt
Organism: Callithrix jacchus (white-tufted-ear marmoset)
Lineage: Eukaryota; Metazoa; Chordata; Mammalia; Primates; Cebidae
Source: RefSeq, a predicted model, not a curated record